Molecule: messenger RNA, 1533 nt
Organism: Cheilinus undulatus (humphead wrasse)
Lineage: Eukaryota; Metazoa; Chordata; Actinopteri; Labriformes; Labridae
Gene: cetn2
Product: centrin, EF-hand protein, 2
Exons: 5
Coding region: 284-808 (174 amino acids)
Biological process (GO): centriole replication; nucleotide-excision repair; mitotic cell cycle
Cellular component (GO): centriole; centrosome
Molecular function (GO): calcium ion binding
Source: RefSeq, a predicted model, not a curated record
GACACAACCUGCUAAGAAGACAAACCUGUGAAUGUACUGUUAGGUAAAAACGUCCGUUUUUUUCGCACAUUUCAGAGGUUUCAGAGCUAAAAUAAACGAGGCGGAAGGAUAAGAGACUAUCUUGUAUAAAGUCUGUGUACGUUAAUGGUUUGUGCGAGCAGCUGAUGUGAAGUGCAGGUCGUUUUCUCUCCUCCUCCCUUAAUGAUAGGGAGGCAUCACCGCCAGAGGAAAACAGGAAUUGCCCCAUAAAUCUGACGUUUUUUGUCAAUCAAAUAUACAACUGAUGGCGACCAGUGCAAAGAGACCGUCCCUUCAGGGUCCUGUACCACCACCCCGCAAGAAGACAACCCCCAAACCUGAGCUGACCGAGGAGCAGAAGCAAGAGAUCAGGGAGGCCUUUGAGCUGUUUGACACUGAUGGAUCUGGAUUCAUUGAUGUCAAAGAGCUCAAGGUUGCAAUGAGAGCGCUGGGGUUUGAACCGAAGAAAGAGGAGAUAAAGAAGAUGAUUGGUGAAGUGGAUAAGGACAGCACAGGGAAAAUAUCCUUUGCUGACUUCCUCACUGUCAUGACACAGAAAAUGGCUGAGAAGGACUCCAAAGAGGAGAUCCUGAAAGCUUUCCGCCUAUUCGAUGACGACGAGACGGGCAGGAUCUCGUUCAAGAAUCUGAAGAGAGUAGCCAAAGAGCUGGGAGAGAACCUCACAGAUGAAGAGCUGCAGGAAAUGAUUGAUGAGGCAGACCGGGAUGGAGAUGGAGAAGUGAACCAGCAGGAGUUCCUACGUAUUAUGAAAAAAACCUGUCUGUAUUGAUGAAAAGGAAUUUCAUGUCAAGGGGGCUGGUGGUGGUUUUACAGUACAUAUGAUGCUGCUCAUUGAUCUACGAGAUUUUCCUUUCUUCUUAUUGUGUUGUGCCAUGUUUUCAUUUUAUAUUCAGGUCUAACACAAUUCCAUGAAAGGAAAUUGUCAAAAGUGUAUUAACCUCUAUUGAUUUUCAAGAUAAUCUACAUUACAUUUGACAAAAAGCAGUAUGAAUACUCUUUCUAGUUGGUAGUGCUGCAUACUUGUAAAGAAUACAUUAAUAUUUAUGAUUAAAAUGUUGGUAAUUUGUUGUUGAAAUACUCAGUGCCUGCGUCAGUACAGUGACAAACUACAUUCCAUUGCUUUAAUUGAUAAAAUGUUUGCAUUACUUUCCAGUCAUUUGUAGUUCAUUUUAUCCUUGUUAGCUCCAUGUGAUGGCUCUUGUAUGCACGUUUUCCAGAGAAAAUGUUAAAUCUGAUGGUUUGGGAGAGCUGUCUAUACUCAGUGCUACCUGUAGAUCCGUGCCAGUGCCUCUUUAAAGGGUCGAUCAUCACAAUCAGGGAAGCUGCCUAACCUCUCUGCCCUGCACGCCUGCCUAAAAUGUACCACUAUCUUAUCUCUUGCUGUAUGCAGAGAAUAUCGGGUAUUUUUCUUGUUGCACCAAUUAUUUAUCUGUCUGCUGAACUUCUCCCCUGAAUGUUUUGUAUGAUAUGCAGUGACUUUAUUUCAAGAGUAGC